UACUUUCAAUUUUUCAUUUUUAGAUAUUAUAUAACACUGAUUGUUUGUACUCACACAAGAUCCUGCUUUAUCACACUCAAACGGCUAGCUUCUCUUUCUGGCACAUUUACGUACUAUGAGACCUUUUUCAGACUCACUAUCACCCACUUUUCCUCUUCUUCCUAGAAACACCAACAACUCACCCAUAAAUAAAUCAACAAUUAAGAGAAAAAUACAAUCAUUCUCUCUAUCCAAUGCUAAACAACAACAUGGUCCCCACUCUUUUCACUAGAUUCUCUGUUGUAAUUAUGUAAAUCACAAUUCUACUACUAACAUAAUGUCACUUUUUGCAGUGAGAAAAAGAUAAUUAUUCCCUCAUUUGCAAAUAGUCGUUGCAAUUCUUCAAACUAUUUAUGAUCUCUCCUUUCUUAAACCCGUUAUCAAAGCUCGUCUUCCAACAUAAUCUCACCAAUUUCAAGCAUUCAUUCCGUCUAUUAUAUCCUCUCUGUGCGAUACAGCUUCCAUUUUUAUCUUCCCCAGAAAAACCUUUGGCUUCUUCCCUCACCAACAAACAACAUUGUUUCUUUCUGGUUAUUUUAGCUUCUUCACACUCUCACACGCGUCGUUCCAGGUGAAGAGAACCACACAACACAAAAAAAGAAGUCUCCUUUUCCAAACCCUGAAAGAACCAUAGCCAAGACAAAAAUGGCUAUGCUUCUUCUCAUUCCUCUGUUACUAUCUUCCAUUUCACUGUUCACCAUUUCAACUGCAACGUUCUCCCCGCAACCCGGAAUAUGCUACGGCCAGCUCGGCGACAACCUCCCGCCGCCGCGAGAAUCAGUCUCCCUCCUAACCUCCCUUCACGCCAAGCGCGUGAAGCUCUACGACGCCAACUCCACGAUCCUCAACGCGCUUCGGCACACGCGCCUCCAGGUCUCCGUCAUGGUACCCAACGAACUCAUCUCCAACAUCUCCUCCAACCAAACCCUCGCCGACAAAUGGGUGUCCUCGAACGUCGCAGCCUUCCUCCCCAAGACCCGCAUCCGUUACAUCCUCGUCGGGAACGAAAUCAUCAGCAGCACCACCAAUGCCACGUGGCGCCACCUCGUCCCCGCCAUGCGCCGCAUCAAACACGCACUCAAAUCCCUCGGGAUCCGCAAAGUGAAGGUCGGAACCUCCUCCGCCAUGGACGUGCUCCAAACUUCUUUUCCUCCCUCAAACGGUUCGUUUCGUGCAGACAUAGCUGUUCCCAUCAUGAAACCCAUGUUGAAGUUCCUCAACCGAACCAAAUCCUUUUUCUUCUUAGACGUUUACCCUUUCUUCGCGUGGUCCUCUGAUCCGGUUAAUAUAAACCUCGAUUACGCGCUAUUUGAAUCCAAGAAUCUUACGGUGACGGAUCCGGGUUCGGGUUUGGUUUACACCAACCUCUUCGACCAGAUGGUGGACGCGGUUUAUUUCGCAAUGGAAAAACUUGGCUAUCCGGGUAUUCGGAUCUUUGUAGCGGAAACGGGUUGGCCCAAUGGCGGGGACCUCGACCAGAUUGGAGCGAAUGUUUACAACGCUGCCACUUACAACCGAAAUUUCAUAAAAAGGGUUACGAGAAAACCACGGGUUGGGACGCCGGCUCGACCGGGUUCGCUUCUUCCGUCUUUUUUGUUCGCUCUAUUUAAUGAAAACCAGAAACCGGGUCCGGGCACGGAGCGCCACUUCGGGUUGCUGCACCCGAACGGGUCCAGGGUUUUCGACAUUGAUUUGUCGGGGCGGACGCCGGAGUCGGACUUCCGGCCGCUUCCGGCACCGGAGAACAACGAGAAGUAUAAGGGGAAGAUAUGGUGCGUGGUGGCGCGCCGGGAUAACGCGACGGUGCUGGCGGCGGCGCUCUCUUACGCGUGCUCGCAGGGGAAUGGGACGUGCGACCCGAUCCAACCCAGAGGGAAGUGCUUUAAACCCAAUUCGGUUUUCUGGCAUGCGAGCUAUGCUUUUAGUGCUUAUUGGGCGCAGUUUAAGAAGGAUGGUGCAACUUGUUACUUCAACGGUCUUGCCACACAAACAGCAAAUGAUCCAAGUUAUGGAUCUUGCAAGUUCCCAAGUGUGACACUUUGAAGAAGAGGAGAAAACAAACAAAUAACUCAAAUGGGUUUUCAUGACUCAAUCAUACAAUUGAUUAUUUGUUUUGACACUUUUUUUUUGUUGCUUUCAUUUCAUGAAUGUGUGUUCCUCCUAUAUGUAGCAGCACCCCUAUGCCAACGAGGAGGAACUUACAUUGGUGAAUGAUUUUGAAUGGAUUGUUUGGAUAACCAUUUUAUGUAACAUUACUAUCAUUCCCCAAUGGAUGGUCAUUAUUUGUA
This is a messenger RNA of Vigna unguiculata (cowpea), 2327 nucleotides long. RefSeq names its product putative glucan endo-1,3-beta-glucosidase A6. NCBI's taxonomy places the organism in Eukaryota, Viridiplantae, Streptophyta, Magnoliopsida, Fabales, Fabaceae. Gene Ontology annotation, molecular function: hydrolase activity, hydrolyzing O-glycosyl compounds. The record is from RefSeq and is a predicted model, not a curated record. Gene Ontology annotation, biological process: carbohydrate metabolic process.